UAUGGAGCGGGAUUUAAAGUUUAAAUCUCUCGGCGAGGCGCAAUAAAGGGCAUACUGCCGAGGUUAUAUAAAUUCCUUAACGUACAUACCGUUGAGGGUAGUAGUAACAUAGAAAACGUUGGAGGGAACGUAUUAUAGGUGACAGGGGUCCCCACCCUACGAUGGCACAGCAGACCCGUAUUAUGUGAACCCCCUGACUACCCCUCAGGUAGUACGCAACACAUGUAUAAGCGUGUGCAUUGGAAACGCUUGGAGAAACGCCCUUCGUACAUCUGCUCUUGGGGAACUCGUGUGGCAGUUUGCUCGAGGCAACCAUACUGCGCGGAUCGAACGCGUUCGAGCAAUAGAAUUAGCCUCGACGAACUCGUGAAAUCUUCGUGAAAGAAACAAAUUCUAAUCACGGUAAAGUGGACCAUCGACGGAAACUUUCAUCCCCAUUUCGGAAAUGUAAGAACCAAUUUGAACAGAUUCAAACUCGAACAAGUGCUCCAGCUUGUGAUCAUUUGUGAACGGAAACACGUGUUCGAUCGGCGCAGUUUUCGGGAAUAAAUAGGAACUGAAGAAAAUGUGCAAAGCAAAUCAUAUUCGCGCGCAAGAGAUCUCGCCUCCUGUACAGACGGUAACUUUCUCGUUAGAAACUUGGGUGCCACCCUCGUACGUGAGCAGCACCUUACUGUUCCUCGUGAAUCGAAAAAAUAAAUCGUGAAUGGAAAUACGCAAUUGUUGGACGCGUGUCUGGACGAUGAUCGUCGCAAAAAGCCUGAAACUCGCAUGACGAACUUUGUCCGCGCGUUAAUAAAGAGUCAUUCGUUUACGUCCAAGUGCUGCACGCAAACUAUCAAGAUAGCGUGCGUCGUGGCGAGUGGAACGACCAGCAAAAACGCGAGAGACAUUAAUCAAAGUUGGACGAGCGUUACCGAGUGAUACGGAAGGAUAAGAAGAUGGCCCAAAUGUCGGAACCCGCACCGGUGCAUUGUUACACAAAUCCUUCGUUUUGUCGUCAGUCGGAAUAUAUACCGGAGGAUCAACCUGGCGAUCUGCCGCCGCCGCCUCAAUUUCAAAGCAGCGACGAUCUACCGCCGCCGCCUCCCCCGUUGCAGUUACAAUGCAUCGGUGGUCAGAGCAACCUCGCGUUCCAGGGGCCGAACGAAAUCAGAAUCGAGAGUAGCGAUGCCAGAGACAGAUACUGUUACCUCGAAGAAAACAGUAACCCUACGCAUCGGAGGUAUGGAAGCGUUCCGGUGGAGGACCACCGCGGGAUGUAUAAUCAAAGUUCAAGGUACGAGUACAUACAAGACGAGCAAAAGGGUCACAUGCAGAGGAGGGGUUCCUCGAGGUACGAGUUCAUUCCACGCCAGCAGGUGCAACAACGUUCCGCACUAGCGGCCAACCAAGACGACCGGCGGGAGCAGCAGAUGCAAAAUUGUCGAAACAACAGCGGAAGAUACGCCUUUGUACCGGGUGAUCAGGAUUUCCAAGACGAAGAUAUCGCGUGGAACACCGGAACACGUGUAUCGCCGGUGCGGAGGCACAUCAACACUCCACAAGGUCGUUAUAGCAGAGUGCCUUUGCAAGAAGAGGAUCCUCCGGCCCUUCCGGAACGGAACGGCCAAGAACUAUCGGUCUCCCCGAGAAAUAACUUGGCGACGCAAAAGCUGCACGAGAUAUUGACCACUCCCAGAAAACCUCGCUCCAAAUCCGAGGAACGAACCCUGUCUCCGAAGAGGCAACAUUCGUUCAAUCAAGCCGGUACACCACAAAGAAGAGCACUCACACCGGGUGGUUCCCCAACCGGCCGAACGUUCAGCCCCAAUCGCAGCACUCCGCAGGGAACUCCGCAAAAUCGUGGAUUCCCCACGGGCCCGCAGACGUCCACCCCGAACAAAGAGUCGUCAGCGCGAAGAUGUCUACCGUUAUUAGAAAACUCGUCCCGACAGCAGGAUGUCUGUCCAGCGAGCAACUGUGGACGACUGCGAUACGUCGGCACGGCUCCGGUCGACCUCGUAUCGAUGGGUCACAGUGACCUACCUCCACGUUACGCGUACAUGGAUGGGCCGGAAUCUAUGCCGAUGGUGUCCGGUUCACCCAAGUAUCAAAUGAUACCCGCAGGACACAAGAGGAACGGCUAUCAUAGCGUAGAAAGUGCAUUUAUCGCCAGAACCGCAGUGGUUCCACCACUGUCGCCGCCCAACAGCGACGCAAACACAACCUUGGCUAGCGGCUUGGAGAAAAACGAUAGGAGGAACGCGCCGCUCUUAUUAGCGUUAGUGGGUACCCUAACUUGCGGCUUGGCGUUAUACCUGUCUUGGACGCAAGGAAGAAGAUAUUAUUACGACAGUGCCGCGGGUUGUGGUGUCUGCUGUGCAUUGGCUGGCGCUUGUAGGACACUAAGGAAGACUUGGACAGGACUUGGACUCGCAGGAUUAUCAGCGCUGAGCUGUGCAGGACUCUUACUGCUCGCUGCUAAAUCUCCAAAACCUGGCACCCCUCUUCACGAUGUUACAGCCGGCGCCUUGUGCGGAGUUUCUUUACUGGGCGCUAUCUUAGCACUACUGGCACUCUUGUCACCGAGAUGCAGCUUGGGACGACAUAGAAGAGUUCACUCAUGGAUUCCUCGACUUUCGCCCUAAUUUUCCAACUCUUAUAUAUUUUUUUAAAAAAUGAUUCUAAGCACGGGUACCAAUUGGAAUUAUUUUUAUAACAAAAGAUCUGUCAAUAUCGAAAUCCUAGUCUACCGUUUGGUCAAGAGUAGAAUUGUACGAAAAUUAAUAAUGAUAACGUAAAAUAUAUGUAAUUUAAGUUCAUACUGUAAGAUUAUUUUAAGGCGAAUAAAUUUAUAAUACAUGCUCAUGUACAAAAAAUACCUAAAUGCGACACUGUAUUUUUGUAUGAUCCUGUACAUUCUUUUAUCGAUUUUCAAAUAAAUAUAUCUAACAAUUA
Messenger RNA from Ceratina calcarata, 2940 nucleotides. RefSeq lists its product as uncharacterized. Bases 942 to 2630 code for a protein of 562 amino acids. Lineage: Eukaryota; Metazoa; Arthropoda; Insecta; Hymenoptera; Apidae. The transcript is spliced from 5 exons. The record is from RefSeq and is a predicted model, not a curated record.